Lutzomyia longipalpis is the source of this 2857-nucleotide messenger RNA. It is a transcript of the gene flr, whose product is annotated as actin-interacting protein 1. Gene Ontology annotation, cellular component: cortical actin cytoskeleton. NCBI's taxonomy places the organism in Eukaryota, Metazoa, Arthropoda, Insecta, Diptera, Psychodidae. The record is from RefSeq and is a predicted model, not a curated record. Gene Ontology annotation, biological process: locomotion; positive regulation of actin filament depolymerization; actin filament depolymerization. Bases 159 to 1967 code for a protein of 602 amino acids. The transcript is spliced from 6 exons. Gene Ontology annotation, molecular function: actin filament binding.
CCACAGAAGCAUAUGCAGUAAGGUGAAUUAUUUCGGAGCAAAAGUUCGAUUGCUCUUCGUGGAAGAAAAGAAUUAUCAAAAUUAUUCCAUAAAUAGGCCAAAAAAUUGCCAAAAAUCAUACAGGGAAUCUGCUGAGUGUGUGAAGUAAUCGCCCGAGAAUGUCUUACAGCAACAAGUUCAUCUAUGCCACGCUGCCAAGAACCCAACGCGGGCAGCCAAUUGUUCUGGGUGGAGAUCCCAAGGGGAAGAAUUUUCUCUACACCAAUGGGAAUUCGGUGAUAAUCCGAAAUAUCGAGAAUCCUGCUAUCGCCGACAUCUAUACGGAACACUCGUGUGCUGUGAAUGUGGCAAAAUACUCCCCGAGCGGCUUCUACAUUGCUUCCGGAGAUCAAUCCGGAAAGAUUCGUAUUUGGGACACGGUGAAUAAGGAGCAUAUCCUUAAAAAUGAAUUUCAACCAAUUGGGGGCCCCAUUAAGGAUAUCUCAUGGUCUCCGGACAACCAGAGAAUUGUUAUUGUUGGCGAGGGUCGUGAGAGAUUUGGUCAUGUAUUCAUGGCGGAAACUGGUACGUCAGUGGGUGAGAUUAGUGGGCAGUCGAAGCCAAUCAAUUCGUGCGAUUUUCGUCCCAAUCGCCCCUUCCGAAUUGUCACGGGCAGUGAAGACAAUACCAUUGCUGUCUUCGAGGGACCACCCUUCAAAUUCAAAAUGACCAAGCAGGAACACACGCGCUUCGUCCAGGCUGUGCGAUACUCACCGAGCGGUAGUCACUUUGCCUCAGCGGGAUUCGAUGGAAAAGCUUUCCUGUACGAUGGUCAAUCAUCAGAUCUUGUGGCGGAAUUUGGAAGUCCCGCUCAUAAGGGUGGAGUCUAUGCGGUAGCGUGGAAAGGAGAUGGAAGUCAAUUGUUGACAUGCUCUGGCGAUAAGACAUGCCGCCUGUGGGAUGUGUCGACACAGCAGUUGAUCAGUGAAUUCCCAAUGGGUACAACUGUGGAUGAUCAGCAAGUGUCGUGCCUGUGGCAGGGUGAUCAUCUCCUAUCAGUUUCCCUCUCGGGCUUUAUUAACUACCUUGAUGUGAAUAACCCAGCAAAACCACUGAGAGUUGUCAAGGGGCACAACAAGCCCAUUACCGUUCUCACCCUAAGUGAGGAUCGUAGCACAAUCUACACCGGAAGUCAUGAUGGUGUCAUGACAAAUUGGAAUUCCGGAAAUGGUGUAAAUGAUCGCGUUGGUGGCACUGGGCAUGGAAAUCAAGUGAAUGGACUUAAAGCAAUGGGCGAAGAUAUCUACUCCUGUGGCAUUGAUGAUUCCCUGAGGCAGAUCAAUGUCGAGGGUAAUACGUACACCGAUGUCGUGGUGAAGCUCAAUUGUCAACCCCGUGGAUUGGAUGUGCUCAAAGAGCAGAAUAUCGUCAUUGUUCCAUGCGUAAAGGAGAUUACCGUUGUUCAGGAUAAUCGCAAAGUUUCCACGCUUCCAAUAAAGUACGAAUCAAGCUGCCUGUCCAUCAAUCCCGAAACCCUGGAGGUUGCCGUUGGGGGCGAUGACAGCAAGGUUCAUAUCUAUUCGCUGGUUGGAACGAAUCUGGAGCACAAAGUGGAUCUGGAUCAUCUCGGUCCCGUGACUGAUUGCGCUUAUUCGCCAGACAACAAAUACUUGGUGGCUUGCGACUCGAACCGGAAAGUCAUUCUCUAUGGUUUGCCAGAAUACAAACCACCGCAUAAUAAAGAAUGGGGCUUCCACAAUGCACGUGUCAAUUGUGUGUCGUGGUCACCGAACUCACUCCUCGUGGCGAGUGGUUCUCUCGACACAACAAUCAUCAUUUGGUCUGUGACCAAUCCAUCAAAGCAUACAAUUAUCAAGAAUGCCCAUCCACAGUCACAAAUUACACGCCUCGUGUGGCUAGACAAUGAAACUGUGAUCUCAACUGGUCAGGAUUGCAAUACAAAAGUCUGGCAAGUGGAGGCUAUUUAGACUGCAUCUUCACAAAAUAUAUCUCUUCAGUGUGCGGAAGCAAUAAGUGGAUGAAAGAGAUGAGCAAAUACUACGACAUAGAAAUUUAUAUAAAUAUAAUGAAGAAUGAAAACAUAAAGCAUAAAAUACCAAGUUAACAGCAGUCGGUAAUUCAUCAGUCAGUCAGCAAUUUAUCUUCUGUACAUUGAAGUCCUAUCACACUUAAGAAAAAAUCUUAUGAAUGUGAUAGUCCUUCAAAUCACCAAAGUUAGUUUUUUUUUUCUCAAGUAAUUGCCUAAAUCAGAGUGUGUAGCAUUUUUAAUGAGUUUUAUUUGAUUAAAACUAAUUAAUUAAAACAAAGCAAAAUAGUGUAACACUUCCUAUUAACUUGAUAUUUUUGAUAUGAAAGUUACAAUAUCUUAGAUGUAAAAAAAAAACAAUUGCAAAGCAUUUUUGUACGAAUGAAAAUUCAGCAACAUUUUUUCUAUAAUAUCUUAUAAGAAAUCAAGAGAGUUUUUAAAUUAUUUUGCUAAUUUCAUUGAUUGGCAUUAAAGUAUUAACAUGCUUUUUUACAUUGAAAAAAAAAGUUUGUAUAAAAGGAUUCAAGUUUAGGUCUAUUUAUCUUAAAAAUGAGAACAGAAGAGGCAUUAAAAAGGCAAUUUUUUGGCAGUUUUAAGGAGUUUCACAAGUUAAAUCAUUCUUCUUCUCAAUUCUACCGAGAAAAUUUGAAUCCUUUUUAUUCAAUUUUAUUGUAUUGUUUUAUCAGCAGUAUCAAAAUUAUAUAAAUUGUAUGAUUUCAAAUUUAAAAAGGAAGAAAAAAUAUAAAACAAUAUAUUUGUUGUGUGAAUGUAUACAAAAAAACAUGAAAAAUAUUUAUUUAAAAUUUCAAUAAAAAACAAAAAUAAUCACAA